Messenger RNA from Chaetura pelagica (chimney swift), 578 nucleotides. Its product is annotated as olfactory receptor 6F1-like. Gene Ontology annotation, biological process: G protein-coupled receptor signaling pathway. Lineage: Eukaryota; Metazoa; Chordata; Aves; Apodiformes; Apodidae. Bases 18 to 578 code for a protein of 186 amino acids. The transcript is spliced from 3 exons. Gene Ontology annotation, molecular function: olfactory receptor activity. Gene Ontology annotation, cellular component: membrane. The record is from RefSeq and is a predicted model, not a curated record.
UUUCUUUUUUAUCUGUCAUGGCCUAUGACCGCUACUUGGCCAUAUGCUACCCCCUGAGAUACAGCUCUCUCAUGAACAUGUCCUCUGCUCGGCUGUCGCUCAGCUCCUGGCUGGGAGGCUUUUUGGCCUUCUCGCUGCUGACCUUUCUGACAUCCAGGCUGACCUUCUGUGGGCUAAAUGUCAUCAAUCAUUUCCUCUGUGAUAUAGAUUCCUGCCUUGCCCUCUCCUGCAGUGACAUAUGGCCCAUGGAGCUGGCAACCUUCCUUGUCUCCAUAAUUGUUGUGGUGGCCUUCUGUGUGGUCACCCUGGUCUCCUAUAUAUACAUCCUCUCUUCUAUCCUGAGAAUUCAGUCAGCCCAUGGCCAAAAAAAAGCCUCUGCUCAUCUCAGUGUCGUCACAAUCUGGUAUGGCUCCACCAUGUUCCUGUAUGUCAAGCCAUCAGCCCCAAAUUCCCUGGAUCUGAACAAGCUUGUGAAUACCUUUACCACAGUUGUAACUCCUUUGUUGAACCCCUUCAUCUACACACUCAGGAACAAAGAAGUGAAGCAAGCUCUGAGGCAGGCUUUCCAGAAAAAAUGA